AUGUGCCUCUACGAAGAGGAGGCGGCCACGUGGUGGAGGAGCGCCCUGCUGUGGCAGACCUUCUUCAGCACGGCCGUCGUGGUGGUGGUGCUCCGGGGGUUCAUCGAGUACUGCAACUCUGGGCAGUGCGGGCUGUUCGGCCGCGGCAGCCUCAUCCUCUUCGAUGUCAACGAUGUCAAGGUGUCGUACCAUGUCAACGACCUGCUUCUGGUGGCGCUUAUCAACAAUAUUGAAUUCCACUGUGACGCCAUUAAUGGCGAAGCUAGUGCUGAGUCUCAGCAUCUCGCUCUUCACCUCCAUCUACCUCUACGGCCUGUCGUUCUUGGCGUCGUGCAUUGGAUCAGUGUCGACUCGGCAGAGGUAGUGUGCCCGACGCCGGAGGGCAGCGACAACUUCAAGCAAUUCAAUUGCCCCAGUGGGCACUACAACGACCUGGCCAGCCUCCUCUACGCCACCAAUGACGACGCCGUCCGCAACAUCUUCUCCUCCUCCACCCCUUCCGAGUUCCACUUGCUCUCUCUUCUCAUCUUCUUCCCGCUCUACUGCGUCCUCGGCCUCGUCACCUUCGGCAUCGCCGUCCCCUUCGGCCUCUUCCUUCCCAUCAUCCUCAUGGGCUCCGCCUAUGGCCGCCUGCUAGCUCUCGCCCUCCAAAGCUACAUCCACAGCGGUCACGACCUCUACGCCGUGCUCGGCGCCGCCGCCCUCAUGUCCAGCUCCAUGCGGAUGACCGUCUCCCUCUGCGUCAUCUUCCCCGAGCUCACCAACAACCUCCUCCUCCUCCCCCAGAGGAGGCCCCGCAGGUGA
This is a messenger RNA of Zingiber officinale, 804 nucleotides long. Its product is annotated as chloride channel protein CLC-a-like. Gene Ontology annotation, cellular component: intracellular membrane-bounded organelle; plant-type vacuole membrane. Gene Ontology annotation, molecular function: nitrate:proton symporter activity; voltage-gated chloride channel activity. The coding region runs from base 1 to 804 and encodes 267 amino acids. The record is from RefSeq and is a predicted model, not a curated record. The transcript is spliced from 3 exons. NCBI's taxonomy places the organism in Eukaryota, Viridiplantae, Streptophyta, Magnoliopsida, Zingiberales, Zingiberaceae. Gene Ontology annotation, biological process: chloride transport; transmembrane transport.